GUUGCACAAUUGGCUGUUUUCAGGGGAGAAAGGACUUCUUUUCAACAACAUUCUUCGCUCUGUUCGCAAGCCAUAAAGGUUUUGGGCGUUAAUUAGAAGAUUAUAAUCGGUCACGGCGUGUCUUGUUAGACCAGUUACGCUUCCCCCAGUUACCAGCGCGUUAGCAUCUAUUCGCGACAAGGUAAAAAAAAAAAAAAAUCGACUCCAUCUGGUUGUGAGGUAGUCUUCUUUAGCUAGCUUAUUUAGCCAGAAGCUACCAGUAGAUUUACGGCUUAGAUCCGCGGCUACUUUUCUAAGGUAGACCACCUACAGUUUUGGUUACUCGGCGGCAACGAUGAUGUGGUUAGUUUACGCCAGUCAGCGAGUGGACGCUAAAUAAUUGAUCCGAUUUUGGUAUCAAACACAACCCGCGUUCGAUCCCAGUUCGCUUUGGCCUGUUUUCAUUGUAUCCUCACGUCGGUAGUGUCGGGUGGUUCGACCAGUGUGUGCGGGGUCAAAUUUAGCUGCGUUGCCGUCAACAAACGAGUCAGCAGCUGUCGAUUGGAGAGAUAACUUGAGGGAAGCCAAGUGUCAAGUAUGGCGCAGCACGAUUGCUCUCACGUCGCUAGUUCACAGAAAGCGCUCAUGCUGGAAAUGAAGAGCCUCCAAGAGGAACCCGUCGAGGGCUUUAAAAUAACACUGGUGGACGAGGCAGACAUGUACAACUGGGAAGUGGCCAUUUUCGGACCCCCCAAUACACACUAUGAGGGGGGCUACUUCAAGGCCCGGAUCAAGUUCCCCAUGGACUACCCAUAUUCUCCACCUUCCUUCAGAUUCCUCACUAAGAUGUGGCAUCCCAACAUCUAUGAGAAUGGAGAUGUAUGUAUUUCUAUAUUGCACCCACCAGUGGAUGACCCGCAAAGUGGAGAACUGCCUUCAGAGAGAUGGAAUCCCACCCAGAAUGUCAGAACCAUUUUGCUCAGUGUGAUCUCACUGCUGAAUGAGCCAAACACCUUCUCUCCUGCCAACGUGGAUGCCUCCGUCAUGUACCGCAAAUGGAGGGACAGCAAGGGCAAGGAUCGGGAAUAUGUCGAGAUCAUUAGAAAACAAGUGUUGGCCACCAAGGUUGAGGCGGAACGCGACGGGGUUCAGGUACCCACCACGCUGGCCGAGUACUGUGUCCGCACACGCGCCCCACCUCCCGACGAGGGGUCCGAUCUCUUCUAUGACUAUUAUUACGACGACGACGACGUCGAGGACGGAGACGGCGACUGCUGCUACGACGAAGACGACUCGGGCAACGAAGAGUCGUGACAUGCCUUUGCCACAGCGUGACCAAUCUUUGGUGACAUGACCCCACUUUUACUGCCCGGGUCGUCCGAGAGGUCUGAGGUUUGCAAGUGAGAAAUAUUUGACACCUCCUGUUUGUAAACCAAUGAAACAAGAUGAUUUUACCUUAGCUUGCGCGCUCUUUGUUAAAGCUGAAUUGAUGGGCUCAUGUGGAUUUGCACCAGCAAAAAAGAAAAAAAAAAAACUUUUGACCUGAAAUCAGAGAGGCCAACUUAAAUAGUGCUUCUUUGACUGCUAAAAGGUCAAAUGGGGGUGAUGCCACUUUGCACUGAUGCAAACACUUACAAAUCAUUCACUUCACAAUUUCUUUCAUUGUUACUAAUUUCCCUAACCAGUUGAUUUUUGCUUACUGGUAUUAAGUCUCACCGACUUCCUAGAGUGGUGAACUGCGAAAAACAAAAGGGAUGGGACUUUAUUCAAACAUCAUCUGCAUGCCAGAAAACAUUGGAUUUUCUUUUUCCUUCUUUUGGAAUUUUUUUUGCAAAUGGUGAUCUUCUUCCAGCUUUGAUAACGAGUGUGUGCGAUUACAGAGAGUAGUGGAAAAAAGUGGACUGCCGGCUGGGUCAAAAUGCUGUUCACCAGUUUUACUUUUAAAAAAAAAUUAUCUUUGCUGCGUCUCCUCUGGUUUCCAUCGGGUGUGUUUUGUCGUUUUGAUUGCGGGAUUAAGAUAUUGAUAAAGAUAGCGAGAUGUUGACUAUGGUUUCUGAGGGAGGAGAGUACUUGCUCAUCAGAAUUGUUUCUCCUCAGGUUUGAUGCCUGACUAAACAAAAUUGGUGUUUAUCUUUUUUUUUGUUCUUUUAAAUCCCCCUGCAAUGUAUGCUGUUGUAUUCUCGUCUUUAUUUUAUGCUUCUUGCAAGCAAUAUUAGACUUUUUCUAUAUGGUUAGACCUAAUGCCUGCAACCUUCACUUGAGAAUGUUUUAUGUGACGAGAUUAGGCUUGACAACUAAACGUGUGUAGAAAAUGUGUCAGAGAAAUGGUGUUGCAGUAUCUGUCUGGGUUUCAAAAGAUUUUCAGCCUUGGAAGUGAAAAAGAACAAUUCCACCACCAUUUUAUUUUACUGUUAUGUGUUAGUAGUGAGUUAAGUAUUUUGAUAUAUUUUUAGUGUUGGUGUGUUUACUCGUGGGUAUUUUUCGUCACCAGUAUUGAUUGUUUCAUCUGCUCUAAUUGGACUUCACUGGAUUUCUCAGGAUUAUUCAAUUACAUUCGACAUAGUGGGUCGUUUUCAGAAUGACAGACCUUGACGGAUAUGCACAUGUAGCUGUACGGAUGAUGAUCACCCUGUUUUCUUCACUUGUUUAUUUUUAAAUUUUUGGCUAUUUAAAAAUAAAGAUUUAUUGGAACAAAA
Messenger RNA from Syngnathus typhle (broad-nosed pipefish), 2675 nucleotides. RefSeq names its product cell division cycle 34 homolog (S. cerevisiae) b (gene cdc34b). The transcript is spliced from 5 exons. Gene Ontology annotation, biological process: protein polyubiquitination; ubiquitin-dependent protein catabolic process. Gene Ontology annotation, molecular function: ubiquitin conjugating enzyme activity. The record is from RefSeq and is a predicted model, not a curated record. NCBI's taxonomy places the organism in Eukaryota, Metazoa, Chordata, Actinopteri, Syngnathiformes, Syngnathidae. Bases 577 to 1293 code for a protein of 238 amino acids.